GCCUUCAAGCUGGCGAGGUAAAAGUAUUCAACGGCUAGCUAAUCGGAGCGAAGAAUCUUUUUGAUCAAGUAAUUUAGAAGGAAAGUUCUAUUCAAUUCACAGGCUGGAUUAUCAAUGGGUGGAGAGGUGGGGAGGGCUCCGAAACGAGAGUGGACAGGUGACAUGGCGUUCGAUCAGCAAGCAACCUCUAGUUUAAUGCAGGACAAACAGCUGAAGAGGAUGCUGAAGAGAAAGGUGCAAGAUCUGACUUCUAAAGUUGAGGAGAUGGAGAGGCAAGUUCUCGAAGUGAUGCGGAUGAGGGCAUCCGUCAGGAAGAAUCGUGCUCUUGCUGGUAAAGCUGCCACAGCAGUGGCAGUGUCAGCUGCUGCAGCAGGCAGUACAAUUGCCUUAACGAAUGGAGGACCUGGGUCCAAGGACAAAAAGAACGCAGUACAAGGGAAGGGUGCUCAAAACCCAGCGAAACUUGCAGAGAUCGAUAAAGCAAAGCAGGAAGCAGCAAGGGCAAAGAGAAUGCAAGAUUUGAUACGGCAAUCUGGGAACAUAUUGCGGCAGCUUAUGCAGCACAAGUGGGCAUGGCCUUUUCUAAAGCCAGUUGAUGUUGAAGGGCUGGGUCUCCACGACUACUUUGAUGUGAUCAAGAAGCCCAUGGAUCUUGGGACCAUCCGGGACCGCAUGGAUGCAACAGAUGGUACCCGGUACGAACACCCUCAACAGAUAUGUGAUGAUAUACGGCUUGUUUUCUCAAAUGCAAUGACGUACAAUCAAGAGGGCACGGACGUGUACGUUAUGGCGAGAACCCUUUCUGAGAAAUUCGAAGAAAAGUGGAGAACUUCAUUGGAGCCAAAGCUCAAUGAGGAGGCCAACCGGAGGCGAGAUGAGGAGGCAUUGGACAAGGUGCGGGAAAUGACAGCAAAGAAUGCAGUUGAAGAAGCCGAAGCUGAUAAGCUUGCUGAUAAUGUAGGCCGAGAGUUGGAAGUGAUAGACAAAGAGCUAGAGGACCUGAAGGGGAUGACGAUGAGCAAAUGCAGGCCGAUGACAAUCGAGGAGAAGAGGCAGCUUGGUCAUAAUCUGGGCAAAUUGCCUCCGGACAGGCUAAACAGAGUGAUUCAGAUCAUUGCGCAGAGUAAUCCGAAUUUUGACAUGAAAGGAGACGAAGUUGAGGUUGACAUCGAUGCCCAGACCCCGGGGACUUUGUGGAGGCUCCACAGAUUCGUCCAGAGCUGCUUAAGAGCACCUAGAGUGGCUGGAGCUGCGGCUGGGGGAAUGCACCAGGGUCAUGGACCGAGGGGUGGCGGCACUGGAGGCUCAGAAACAAUGCAGAACGGGAGAGGUGCAGCAGCUUGUGGAAGGGGUGCAGGUCAUCCAGGCAAGAGAGGUGGAGGCUCAUCUGUGGUAGCUCCACAGUGAAUGUAUACCAUAGUGAAUGCACACAUGCCCUGUGAAAGUUGGCAACAGCUAAGGUGGGUACCAAUGUGGGAUAUCUUUGAUGUCAGUUUAUUUAAUAUUGCCUUGAUGUCAUCAUUAUAGGGUGGGGUUGGUCCCAUUGUUGAUGACUACCAUUUUUCAGUCACCUGGUAGUCAACUGCCGGUUACUCAUCUGGGUCUAGCUACCAUGGACUUCACUGUAAUGCGCGCUGUCCGUUAAUGCAGUUCCUCAUACGUAGGCAGUGUGAAACAACCGGUAUGUUUCCCAGCUGUUUUGUUCCUGUGUGGCCGUUAGCUCUCUGGGGCUCGGACUACUGAAAGGAAAUGGCUGGCGGUGCCAGUCAAAAUUGUUUGGUUUCACCCCCACGCUGGUUAGACCAAACACGAUGUAUGGCAGAAAUCGCCAUUGGGAAAAAGAGGCCCAGUAGUACUAUUGGUUUGAACAUCGACGUUGUCAACGUGUGUCACGAUGUGGCCCCAAGUGCCUAUGAUUUAACUGAAAGGGAGGCCUAGAACCAAGUGCUUUUCAUUGUGCAGCGUUCACUAUGUGUGUGCAGUGCGCAGAGAGAGAGAGAGAGAGAGAGAGAGAGAGAGAGAGAGAGAGAGAGAGAGAGAGAGAGAGAGCUCUGUGCAUGUGUGUGUGCGCUUGGAAGCGGGAGUUAGGGCGGGUGCAGUCAAGAUGGGACUUAACUGUAGUAGUAGCUCAGGGCAGAAGUAGCGAGGGCAUGCAGGAAAAUAGCAUAUUGAAUUUUGAAGGAGUUUGUGAAAAUGGAUCGGAAGAUUUAGUCUCAUGGCAGAAUAAGAGAGGGCGCAGUGAAAAACAAUCUAAGUUUGCAAGGAGGGAAUGGAGAAUUUGUCUGAAGAUGGAAGCUGCAGCAGCAAGUUUGUUUUGCAGAUUUUUUGGUGAGGAGAUCUGUGAUAGUUUUUUGGGUGAUUGGAGGACGGAGGCGAAUGCACGACAAAUGUGUUAUGCAAGGCGCAGCAGCAACUCUCUUUUGCGGCAUCUUUUGCCCAGGACAUGAUCUGUGCCCAUUUUUUUGAGAGGUUGGAGCCAGAGAACUGGUGCAAGACAACUGUGAUCAGAGAAUGCAGAAAGAGAAGUAUGCUUGUGGACAGCUUGCCAACAGUGUACCUAUUUUCUGCGAGUCGUCCUCUUUUAGGUAAAGGCAAGGAGAACGGAGGAGAAGAAGUGGCUGAAAUGUGAAAUACGAUUCAGGUGAUCUUUUAGUUUGCCUAUCAUUACUGCUGCAGGGUCAAGUGGGGGUCAUUCGCGCUAACUGUCAAAUUCCUUGUGUGUGAUGUGUUGGCCUAUACCAUCACAUUUUUCCGAAAGCCAUAUUCCCCAUGCAGAUGUUUGUGGAAGCAGGGAAUGACCGCUAUAUCGGUCUCACGCUAUGCACAUAGUUUAUGGCUAUCAAUAAUCAAUCACAAUUGUUUGUAGCUUUCUUGACUACGUAGUCAGAUAGCUUUCUUGACUCAGUUCGAGGAGUCCGUGAGAGAUACGGUCAACAAAGAGGAUGAGGCAAUGCCUUCUAGCAGAAGCUGACCUCAGUCAUGGGUGAAUUCUAUCUGGCUGGAAGUUUUUCUCCAGUUUCGAGCUGAAAGUCCUGGUCCGAAAUGAAAGCUGCAACUCGCGAUCGGCAGAGGGGACUGGAGCGCCCCAGGGCACAGAUUUGACGGCGGGGACCAGUUUUUUUUUUGCGAAGGAAGCCUGGGGACUACCUGGGGAAUACUGGAUAGCAGUCUAUUGCUGGUGGAUACUGGUUAUCUCAGUCAUGAGUGAAUUCUAUCUGGCUGGAAGUUUUUCUCCACUUUCGAGGUAUUUUUCAUUUGUUUGCUAGAGAGGUAUAUGUAGGCAGUGAAGAUUGCAUGGUUAUGAGCACAGGCAGCUGAAAGUCCUGGUCUGAAACGAAAGCUGCGACUCGCGAUUGGCAGAGGGGACUGAAGCGAGCCCCAGGGCACACAUUUGACGACAGGGACCAGUUUUUUUUCUGCAAAGGAAGCCUGGGGAAUACUGGAUAGCAGUCUAUUGCUGGUGGAUAUUGGUUACCUCAUGUGACGUGAAGUGCUGGUUUUGUCUUGGGCCAGCAUUUCUGCAGCAGAAAGGUGCGUGAAGCUGUCUUUUGAUGGGCUGAGGGAUGUUGUCUCAUGAUUCGUCCAUCGGGAGGAAUUGAUUUGCAUCUUGCCUUGCCAUGUCUGAUUGCUGGUUGGGUCCCUGGGCCCAGCAUUUCUGUGGCAGAAAGGCGCUUGAAGCUUGCUUUCUAUGGACUGAGGAAUGUUGUCCCGUGAUUCGUCUAUUAAUAGGGAACGAUUUGCAACUUGCCAUGUUUGUCGGUUGAAGUCUUUGAAGACUGGUUAUUUCUGGAAAGGUGGCUGCAAUAUUCAGCACCAACGCUGCCAAAUGCCAUCAAGUGGUGUUCUGGUACUCCAUGCAUGAACCUCGUAGGAUAGGAGUCGAAGCAGAUGGUUUCUUAAAGCAUGAAAGGUAACAUUAGCCUGGUAGGAUAGGAGCUAACACGGAUGGUUUCUUAAGCAUCAGAAGACAUUGGUUGCCAAGCGCCAAACAGCGUUUUAAGCAGUAUGCAGGAAGAAGAUUUGGAGUUUCAAUAAGUACUAUGAUCAUUUGCUUUUCGUUGGUUUACAGUUUUUACUCCACAUCUGGUAGUUGGCUUAGAAAGAAAAGCAUGCUUUAAUCAAAUGGAUGUGAUGAGGUUAAGCAGGUAUGAGUCUGCAACAUCUGGCACUGCUUCAUCACUCUCGGUGUAGCGCAAGACUUUGAGUGUGUGACCUAUGUAGCAAAGAAGUGUAGAACAAUGUUAUUCUCGCAGCAUGGUAUAAUCACUGUCAGCUUUGCUCCAUCUGAACGGAGGACGUGCCAUUCUGGAUAAUGGAAAGGAAGAGUGUUGGAAUAGGUGGUGUGAUUCAUUGAGUUGGAACUGUUCGAGUGACGUCAAUUCAUUCUCACUGCCCUUCUUUGACGGAAUGUGGCGUUCACAAACUCUGCCGCAUUAUGCCUCUGGUGGAAGGUCUGGUUUAUUUCUAAGCUCUGGUGCGUGAAACAGGUGAGGAAGGAGAGAAGGAGGGAGCUGUGGAAGAGAUGGGCAUGUGGAUUGCUGAGUUGGUUGUCGAGUUACGGUUGCAGGCUUCACCAUGUAGAUUGCUUUCUGGCUGAAGUCUUCCGCUGAAGUGGUCAUCAUAGCUGUGUUUCUCGUCUUCUAUCCACAACAGGUUGACACACUGCUCUAUAUCACAUGCACGCACGUAUUGCUUGUCCCUCCUUCCUCCUGUCCUCCAUCCAUCCAUAGAUUCCAUAAUUCCCCCCUUUCCCUGCUUUCCCCCUCCCUCUGCUCCCUCCCUUUGCUUUUCCUCCCCUACCCUCCCUUCCCUUCCCCCUCUUCCCCACUGUCCUUCGCUCCCUCUUUGUUUUUGCAUUGUCGCUUCCUUCUGCCCUCCCUCCCUUCCUUUGUGUCUUCACUUGCAAUCUCUUUGCUUUUGCAUUGUUGCUUCCGUCUUCCCUCCCUCUCUCCCUGCUUGUCAGUCAACCUUUGGUUCUGCUGCUCUCCAUGCAUCGCUUCCAGUGUCCCUCUUUCUUGGAAUGGUGGUCUUGUUUUUGAAUGAUACUGAGGGUUUGUAGUGCUUGCUGGCAGAGGGAAAGGAAACUAGGUCAUCGUACAUAAAAAAUAUGAUGCUAAGAAAAUUGACUAGUACCUCCACCAGUGUCGGGAAAAUAGGGAAAAGUUGCAGUUUUCCCAAACUCCUAUUUCGGAGGCGGGGCUCGACGAUGGCUGCCAUUGAUAAAUCUGAUCGUCGGCCGUCGUUUCGUUUUGGCCUCCGAAAAGGUUGGAGGCCGACCCGAGGCCUGCUAUUUUCCCAUGCAGCGAAGGUACUGAUGGUCGGCCGUCGUUUCGCUUUGGCCUCGGAUAAGGUUGGAGGCCCCCGAGGCCCGCUAUUUUCCCACGCGGCAGAGGUACUAGUGGUUUGACGAGAAUUUGGCUGUUCCCUUGAUAAAUGAAACUAGGCAGG
Molecule: messenger RNA, 5448 nt
Organism: Chara braunii
Lineage: Eukaryota; Viridiplantae; Streptophyta; Charophyceae; Charales; Characeae
Source: the annotation of a GenBank genome assembly